Molecule: messenger RNA, 609 nt
Organism: Symbiodinium natans
Lineage: Eukaryota; Dinophyceae; Suessiales; Symbiodiniaceae
Source: the annotation of a GenBank genome assembly
AUGGGGCCGUUUUGCACAAGCCAGGGGCCGAGAAGUACUUUCGGCUUUGGAUUUACCCUUGCACAGCACCGUCGGCACGAUGUCGAGAGCACUUCCUGUCCUGCAUCAGAGCGCCGUCGGCACGACCCCAUGCUCCCAGAGCAGAGGAGGCCCCCGUUGCUCAUCCCUUGCAUGACCCAGAGAUACAGCAGCGCCAGUGUGGAGCGGCCUCUUGGCAAAUUGCGCAACGCAUCGGCUUCCCUCAAUGGGGCCGCUUUGCACAAGCCAGGGGCCGAGACGGCUGAGAAGUAUACUUUCGGCUUCGGAUUGACCCUUGCACAGCGUCGUCGGCGCAAUGACAACUGCAGUUUGUCUCUGGCACCUGAGCUCCAGCUGCGCGACCACUUCAUGGGGAUGCAUGGUCCAGCAUUGGGGCCAGCAGAGCCGGCACCCAAUGUUAAUGUGAAAGUUGUAUCACUGCGAGGUGGCCAAAAUCUGACCCUUGCAUCAACGCUCCGUCGGCACGACCCCUUGUUCCAUGAACAGAGGAGGCCUCCGUUGCGAAUCACUUGCAUGGUUGAUUGUCCAGCCUUGUCACCGCGGCGCGAAGGUGCUUGGGUUAGUUGGUAG